Molecule: messenger RNA, 1580 nt
Organism: Sesamum indicum (sesame)
Lineage: Eukaryota; Viridiplantae; Streptophyta; Magnoliopsida; Lamiales; Pedaliaceae
Product: elongator complex protein
Biological process (GO): tRNA wobble uridine modification
Cellular component (GO): cytosol; nucleus; elongator holoenzyme complex
Molecular function (GO): tRNA binding
Source: RefSeq, a predicted model, not a curated record
CCAUUUUAGCAUGUAAAGACUCGAAAUCCCAAGACCAGGGUUUUAGUUUCCAGCCAAGGCCAAAAUCUACAGCCAUCACAUCGGCGGGAAAGAUGGCGGAAUGGAUUUGCAGAACGCUGCGAGACGGCGGUUUGGAAGGGGAGCACGCCCCCGCUCUCACUAUCAACGAUACCAUCAGCUGUCCCCUUGGCUCCUUUGUUUUUGAUCACAUCCUCUCCCAACUUUCUUCAUUCAUUUUCUGCCAAAAAUCUCAAUCAAAUGGCAUUGUGUUGGUUGCGUUGUCCCGGAGUCCGUUAUACUAUGAACAAUUGUUGAAGAGCAAAGGAUUCGACGUUGUCACUUCAAGUACCUGGUUUAAGAUUUUGGAUUGUUGCACCGACCCGUUGGGCUGGAGAAGCAAGCUUGUGGAUAGUGGGAGCAUACGGAAUCUCUCUUCUGGAUCUUCACUAACUGUUAAUAUAUGUAAAAAUGUCAAGAACUUGGAUGAGUUAUUUUCAUCAAUUAUUGAACUUGGGAAAGAAUUGUCUGGAGAUGGAAAAGGGCGGUUUACGGUUGCCAUAGACUCGGUUAGUUCACUGCUAAGACAUACAUCUGUAUCGUCAGUUGCUGCGCUUUUAAGUAAUCUUCGGAGUCAUGAUAUAGUCUCUAGCUUGUUUUGGUUAUUACAUUUGGAUAUGCAUGAGACCCGGGCUACUGCUGCUCUCGAGUAUAUGUCCUCUAUGAAGGCUACUAUAGAACCAAUCAUUCAAUCGGUGGAUGGACCCAGAGGAAACUCUGAGAACCUUUCUUUGAUGGAACAAAAUUUAAGAAGAGGAAAGUUCUGCGUGCGCGUGAAACGUAGAAACGGGCGUGUUAGAAUGAUGUUUGAGGAGCUUUCUGUUGAGAAAUCAGGCAUCAAAUUUACACCUCUGUCUUCUGAAGAUGAAAUGACUGCUCAAAGCCUUGUGCCUAAGGUCCAGUUCAAUUUACAGUUGUCCGAAAAGGAGCGAAAUGACAGGGCAAAAGUUGUUCUUCCUUUUGAGCACCAGGGAAAUGGCAAAACCAUUCAAAUCUAUGAUGGUCGAAAAUCGCUCAAUGAUGAAGUGGACUCUAACAGAGGCGAGAUCAUAUAUUUUCGUGAUUCAGAUGAUGAGAUGCCUGACUCAGAUGAAGACCCUGAUGAUGAUCUGGACAUAUGAUUCUCCAGGUUUCUUUUGCAUUACAGAGAUUGCAGGAGUAGCUUAUUCAAUGGAAAUUGGACUGUCUGCUUGUCGGGCUAUCAAAUCCAGAACGUUUUAACUGAAGCAACAAGUUUGAUGUAGGAAUGCUCUGAUCGACUGCUCGUUCAAAUUCUUUCAACUACAGUAGUUCUCUGGAACACUUGGACACCAUGCGACAUGACCGUAUGCUGAGUUUCAGGUCAUCAUUGUUUAUCAUUACCGUAAAUCUGUAGUGUUUCCUCUCAAGAGAAUUAUAAACACUAGUUCAUCAACCUAUUGUAAGGUUUGGCUAAGCGUUAAUGUCUUGUAUGAUUUAUCAUGUUAAAUAACGUUGUAUUACCUGUUCUACAUAUGAUUAGAUAGGCAGUCUUGAGUUUCUUA